This is a messenger RNA of Phytophthora infestans T30-4, 1542 nucleotides long. Its product is annotated as asparaginyl-tRNA synthetase. The record is from RefSeq and is a predicted model, not a curated record. Bases 1 to 1542 code for a protein of 513 amino acids. Gene Ontology annotation, cellular component: mitochondrion. Lineage: Eukaryota; Oomycota; Peronosporomycetes; Peronosporales; Peronosporaceae. The transcript has 3 exons. Gene Ontology annotation, molecular function: ATP binding; asparagine-tRNA ligase activity; nucleic acid binding. Gene Ontology annotation, biological process: asparaginyl-tRNA aminoacylation.
AUGCUCGGAAGAUGGAGACUGAGCGCCGUGCCGACAGCGCGGCGCAUCUCAUGGACUUCUCCGUCACGCCAACUACAGCGCGCAGUAUCUACCAAAAUCCUUUCUCGUCGCUCCACCAUUCGCGACGCGCGGGAACAAGACAGUGGCUCGCGUGUCGCUGUUGGUGGCUGGGUCAAGUCUGUGCGCAAACACAAGUCCGUAAGCUUCGUGAAUGUCAACGACGGCUCUUGUCUGGGCGAGCUACAGAUCACACUACCAUCUGCGGAGGCCGAGGGAGCUUCGGACGGGCCUCUUGCCAAGAUCGCUGACAUUACAGUCGGAUCCAGCGUCUUCGCGGAAGGUGAGCUACGCGAAGUUCCCGGCGGCAAGCAGAGACGCCUGGAGCUACAUCCCAGCAAACUCAAGAUUCUUGGCAAAUGCGACACACAGGCAUACCCACUGCAGAAGAAGUACCACUCGCUCGAGUUUCUACGUGAGAAGCUCCACUUGCGCGCACGCACCAACACCUUUGGCGCCGUCACUCGCGUUCGCAACGCUCUCGGCCAAGGACUGCACUCGUACUUCCAGGAGAAUGACUUUUUGCACCUACACAGUCCCAUCCUGACUUCGAACGACUGUGAGGGUGCCGGCGAGAUGUUCCGUAUCGCCAAAAUCGAUGGGAAGGACGAGGAGUUCUUUGGCACGCCGACGUACUUAACGGUGUCCGGCCAGCUUCAUGCUGAGAUGUAUGCCUCCGCUCUGAGCAAAGUGUACACCUUUGGCCCCACCUUCCGUGCGGAAAACAGCAACACUACUCGUCAUCUGGCAGAGUUCUGGAUGGUCGAGCCUGAGAUGGCAUUCGCGGGGCUUGAGGAGUGCGUUGCCUCAGCCCAGGGUGCUGUCCAGCGCUCUGUGUCCCAUGCAUUGAACACUUGUGCCGAAGACAUCGCGUUCUUCAACAAGAAUUACGACAAGAAAAUUGCCGAACGUCUUCAACGUGUGGUAGAAAAAGAAUUUGCCCGCUUAACCUACACGGAAGCUAUCGCCGUUCUUCAAAAGGCAGUGGCAGAAGGCAAGGGCAAGGUGAUCUUUGAAAAGAAACCUGAGUGGGGGAUGGAUCUGCAGACAGAGCACGAGCGGUUCCUAGCUGAAAAAUACGUUGGCGGCCCUGUCUUCGUGACGGACUACCCUGCAGAUAUCAAGGCAUUUUACAUGCGUAAGAAUGCCCCUGAUGAGCAGAACCGCGAGACCGUGGCUGGUAUGGACUUGCUGGUGCCGAAGAUCGGUGAACUCGUUGGCGGUAGUGUUCGCGAAGAGCGUUUCGAGGUACUGGAGAAGAAAAUGCGUCAUCUUGGUUUGCUCCCUGAAGAGGAUCUCGAUGAAGACGCGAUCGCUUCUGCUGGUGGCGAUCUGGACUGGUACUUAGACUUGCGCCGCUUCGGUUCAGUACCUCAUGCUGGUUGGGGCCUUGGCUUCGAGCGACUUGUGCUGUUCGCCACAGGCAUGGAUAACAUCCGCGAUGUGAUUCCAUUGCCUCGCUUCCCUGGCCAGUGCAAACACUAG